UCACUUCGUCUUCCGACCUUCUCUCCCCACCCCCCCUCCCGCCCCCACGAGGACGGCCCUUGAAGCCCCGCGAGCUCUGGGAAAGGGCGGGAAAGGCGGUUGGAGAGGGAGGGGCGAGCGGUUACUCACUCCAUGGCUGCGGAAAGGAGAGGAGGCGACGGCGGCGGCGGCCUCGGCUGAAGAGACGGUGGGAGCGGAGAGUGCAGGCGCGAAACCUCCCCAAGGUUGCAGACGCUGACGGAUUUGCCCCAGAGUUGGAGUAGCUGCCACCGGGAGAUUCCAGAGCCAUGAGUGGGUUUAACUUUGGAGGCACCGGGGCCCCUGCUGGCGGAUUUACAUUUGGCACUGCGAAGACUGCAACCACCACACCUGCCACUGGCUUUUCCUUCUCUGCUUCUGGCACUGGAGGCUUUAAUUUUGGGACUCCCUCCCAGCCAGCUGCGACCACCCCUUCCACUGGCCUCUUCUCACUCACCACACAGACCCCAACCACACAAACCCCAGGAUUCAACUUUGGAACAACACCGGCUUCUGGAGGGUCUGGCUUCGCCCUGGGGAUUGGCACACCAAAGCUCAACCUUAGCACAGCCGCCACACCAGCCACAGCCAACACUGGCAGCUUCGGGCUUGGCAGCAGCACCCUCACCAAUGCCAUCUCAAGCGGCAGCACCUCCAGCCAGGGGACAGCCCCCACCGGCUUUGUCUUUGGCUCCUCGGCCACCUCUGCUCCGUCCACUGGCUCCUCGGGGUUCUCCUUCACCAGCAGCAGUGCAGCCCAGCCUGCGGCUCCUGGCUUCAGCGCUGGCUCUGUGGGUGCCUCCGCCCAGCCCGCGGCACUGUCUGCCUCUCCCUUCACUCCAGCCACUCUGGUGACCACUACAGCAGGAGCAGCACAGCCAGCUGCUGCCACCCCCACUGCUGCCACUACCAGUGCAGGGUCUACACUCUUUGCUUCCAUAGCUGCUGCUCCUGCCUCGUCCAGUGCUACAGUGCUCUCCCUCUCGGCUCCAGUGACAGCUGCAGCCACUCCUAGUGCUGGGACUUUGGGCUUCAGCCUCAAGGCCCCUGGAGCAGCUCCUGCUGCCUCCACCACCAGCACCACUGCUACCAGCACCUCCUCCUCCUCCACAACCACCACUGGCUUUGCCUUGAGCCUGAAACCCCUGGUGCCAGCUGGCCCCAGCAGUGUGGCAGCUACUGGGACUGCUCUGCCUGCCUCCAGCACAGCAGCUGGAACUGCCGCGGGUCCUGCCAUGACCUAUGCACAAUUGGAAAGCCUAAUCAACAAGUGGAGCCUGGAGCUGGAGGACCAGGAGCGCCACUUCCUGCAGCAGGCCACACAGGUCAACGCCUGGGACCGCACACUGAUUGAGAACGGGGAGAAGAUCACCAGCCUGCACCGUGAGGUGGAGAAGGUGAAGCUGGAUCAGAAGCGGCUGGACCAGGAGCUGGAUUUCAUCCUUUCGCAGCAGAAGGAGCUGGAGGACCUUCUGAGCCCGUUGGAGGAGUCAGUAAAGGAACAGAGUGGCACCAUCUACCUUCAGCACGCUGAUGAGGAGCGCGAGAAGACCUACAAGCUGGCCGAGAACAUCGAUGCGCAGCUCAAGCGCAUGGCGCAGGACCUCAAGGACAUCAUCGAGCACCUGAACAUGGCUGGUGGCCCUGCAGACACCAGCGACCCCCUGCAGCAGAUCUGCAAGAUCCUCAAUGCGCACAUGGACUCCCUUCAGUGGGUGGACCAGAGCUCCGCCCUGCUGCAGAGGAGGGUGGAAGAGGCCAGCCGCGUGUGCGAGGGCCGGCGCAAGGAGCAGGAGCGCAGCCUGCGCAUUGCCUUUGACUAGCCCUGCCCAGCGGGGGGGCUCCUUGGCAGGCGGGCUGCUGGCUUUCUUCCAGGUGGCUGUGUUCAGAAUGUUGUUUGGUUUGACUCCCUGUUAGCAGAAGUGUUUUGCAGGACAUGGCCCUCAUGGAUGAACCUGUGUGCUCUGGAGACCAGCGAGAAGGUCACUGAGCUCUAGGCCAGCAGGUAAAGAACAAAGGCAAGUGUUAGCCCAGUGCUGCCUCACAGCAGGUUCAGUUUUCUCCUGUUUGUCCAACUCCUC
Acomys russatus (golden spiny mouse) is the source of this 2099-nucleotide messenger RNA. It is a transcript of the gene Nup62, whose product is annotated as nucleoporin 62. The record is from RefSeq and is a predicted model, not a curated record. Gene Ontology annotation, biological process: RNA export from nucleus; protein import into nucleus. Gene Ontology annotation, molecular function: phospholipid binding; structural constituent of nuclear pore. Gene Ontology annotation, cellular component: nuclear pore central transport channel; nuclear pore. The coding region runs from base 288 to 1841 and encodes 517 amino acids. Lineage: Eukaryota; Metazoa; Chordata; Mammalia; Rodentia; Muridae. The transcript is spliced from 2 exons.